This is a messenger RNA of Zonotrichia albicollis (white-throated sparrow), 1637 nucleotides long. RefSeq names its product Q-nucleotide N-glycosylase 1 (gene QNG1). Lineage: Eukaryota; Metazoa; Chordata; Aves; Passeriformes; Passerellidae. The record is from RefSeq and is a predicted model, not a curated record.
UCCGCUCGCGCCUGCGCGCAGCGGCAGCACCGGAGAGCGGGGCGGGGAGCGGAGCGGGACCGCUGCCAGUGCGCACCCCGGGAGAAGCGCGGCGGAGAGGCUGACCUCGGCAGCGUGCGUGUUUCCUGCCAAGCAUGGAGGUGUUCCCGUCCCCCCUGGAGUCCGCCAAGUUCAUAGCCGAGCACAGCAAAGAUGUCUCCGUGGACGAGGAGGGAGCGCGGCGGGUGGCGGAGAGCCUGUUCGACAAAGCCUCGGCAGCGGAGUUCGGGCUGGCGGGGUGGAAAAGCCUACACGAGCUGAACCCCCGGGCCGCCGACAAGGAGGCUGUAGACUGGGUGUUCCUGGUGGACACCCUCAACUUCUCCUUCUGGUCCGAGCAGGAGGAGCGCAAGUACCUUGUGAAGUACAAGGAUAAAACCUACAGCGGCUACUGGUCGCUGUGCGCCGCCGUCAAUAGGGCCCUGGACGACGGAAUACCUAUCACCAGUGCGUCCUAUUUUGCCACCAUGACGCUUGACCAAGUUAGGCACGUAUUUCGCUCUGACACAGAAGUGCCUUUGCCCUUGAUUGAAGAAAGACACCGGGUGCUGAACGAAAGUGGAAUAGUUCUGUUAGAGAAGUUUGGAGGGUCCUUCCUCACCUGCGUUAAAAUGAGUGAGAAGAGUGCUCAGAAGCUGCUACAUCUCAUACUGGAAAAUUUUCCUUCUUACAGAGAUGAAGCUGUAUUUGAGAAAAAGAAGGUAUCUUUCUACAAACGGGCACAAAUACUUGUGGCUGACACAUGGAGUGUUUUAGAAGGCAAAGGAGAUGGCUCUUUUGAUGAUAUAUCCAGUCUGACAAUAUUUGCUGACUACAGAAUUCCACAAGUUCUUGUUCACUUAAAAGCAAUGAAGUAUUCUGAAAAAUUAAUGAAGAAACUACGUGAAGGAACACUUUUCCAGUCUGGAGACAAAGAAGAGGUAGAGAUCCGUGGCUGUUCUAUUUGGUGUUGUGCAUUGAUUUGUAAGCACCUUCAGGAGCUCUAUCAGAAGAAGGGUCAGGACAUGCAUGAAAAAAUCAAUGCAGUUUUACUCGAUUAUUAUCUUUGGGAUUAUGCCAGAGAUCACAGGGCAGAGAUGAAAGAUAUCCCGUUCCACCGAGUACGGUGUAUAUAUUACUAAGUCUAGUCCAACAGCUCUUGUAUUGCUGCCUUAUCUUUUGAACUUGCUUUUUCAUAUGGUGAUUUGUCAUGCACUAAUUUGGAACUGUUAAAUCAAAUUCUUGUUUUCUAGUGAUGUAGUAACAAUGUGCCUUUUCCUUUUUGUUUUAUUACGUUUUUAUUACCUUUCUUUUAAUCUUUUGCUUGCCCUGACUGGAAUUAACAGUGUAAACUUUGCAGGCAGCCCAUGUUAAGGUAGGGUUUAUUACUCCUGCUUUGACCUUUGUAUUGGUGUAUGUGGCUACCUUUGUGCACAGCCAGAUGUGUGUGCAGAUCCUGUGGUGUACCUUGGUGUACCUCAGCCCCUCCCUGUUCCUGCCUGUCCCCUGUCAUACCUGCACAGAGGUGGCAGGUGCUUGGCAGAUGCUUUACUGCUCAGAGAUGGAAGUGUAACCUGUCCAGUCGUCCAAUAAACACUGUAGUGACAGAUGUGCCAUGA